AAAAAUGUGUGCGUGUACAUUUUGCCCGACAUGCCCGCCGAUCCUGCCGUGCGGCACCGGACCGUGCCGUUACUACUGCUGUCCCCCACCGCAGUGCUGCCAGCCGUGCGUCCCGCCCCCCGUGCCUUGCACCCCGUGUCCCCCUUGCAAUUGCUGCGCCAGGUUCCGCCCGUGCCCGGCACCGGUCAUCCCGGACAUAGUUCCCCCUAUUGUGCCGAUACUGCCGCCCUGUAAGCCUCGUCGGUGCCCGCCGCCGGAACCGCCGCCGUAUUGCCCGCCGAGACCAGUGUGCUGUCCUCCAGUGUUACCUUGCUGUCCACCUCCCGAGCCAUGUGAUCCUCCACCGUGCCGCCCUUGCCCGGAGCCCAUACCAUGUUACCAGCCAGUGCUACCUUGCUGCAAUCCACAAUGCCCUCCUCCAAUCCUACCUAAACAACGACCGAUUUGCCCGAGAGCCCCACCGUGUCCUUACCCUUGCCUACCCCUCGGUCGCAGUUGCUGCCCAGAGAUCUGCGGAUUAGACCCCGUAACGCGACGACGCCCGACAAUAGUCCACAACAGUGUAUUGACGAGGAAUGUUGAUAAUAGGAGACAGCCGGUUCCCUGGUGUGUCAACCACGUGAACGUGCCCCUGAUCUAGUGAAAUUGGCUGUCCUUGUUUUGGUAACGUUUUAGUAAUGUU
Messenger RNA from Cydia amplana, 682 nucleotides. RefSeq names its product DBF4-type zinc finger-containing protein 2 homolog. NCBI's taxonomy places the organism in Eukaryota, Metazoa, Arthropoda, Insecta, Lepidoptera, Tortricidae. The record is from RefSeq and is a predicted model, not a curated record. The transcript has 3 exons. The coding region runs from base 5 to 640 and encodes 211 amino acids.